Messenger RNA from Sebastes umbrosus (honeycomb rockfish), 4444 nucleotides. It is a transcript of the gene amot, whose product is annotated as angiomotin. Gene Ontology annotation, cellular component: bicellular tight junction; lamellipodium; plasma membrane. Gene Ontology annotation, molecular function: signaling receptor activity. Lineage: Eukaryota; Metazoa; Chordata; Actinopteri; Perciformes; Sebastidae. The transcript has 15 exons. Bases 636 to 3785 code for a protein of 1049 amino acids. Gene Ontology annotation, biological process: regulation of cell migration; actin cytoskeleton organization; hippo signaling. The record is from RefSeq and is a predicted model, not a curated record.
UAAGAAAGAGAGAAGGAGAGAGUUUGUUCUGCAGAACCAGAACCAGAACCAAGACCAGAACCAGAUCUAGAGGAGCCGCUUCAGCUUUCAGCUUCAGGGAAAAUAACAAGCGAGGGAUGUUUGUGCUGAGUUGAAGGACCUGGGAAAGAAAACGGAAGAAAGAACUCUGAAAAGCAGAGCGUUGCCGACCGGUGCCUCUACAUCUCGGAGCGUGUUGAGGACCCGCUGAGCCUGCAGGGAGACCAGAACCAAGAGCUGAAUUACCUGCCACCACCAGGUCACCACCAGGCCACCACCAGGCCACCACCUCCUCCUCUUCCACCACAACAACAUCAUCAUCAUCAUCAGCCCCGUCGUCCUACUCACCCUCGCCGAGCCCCACCCGGGCCUCCUGGCGGGCCCGCCGCAGCAUCGCAGCGUGGGCAGCUCCUCCCACUGACGCCCAGGAGAGAGCGCGGUGAGAGCAGCCAUACAGCUCUGAUGGUCAAUGACUGAAAAUGACGCUGGCUGAACAGAUGUUAGUUCAAUAACUCCGACGACAGCUGUGCACAUUUAGACUUUAUUCAAACUUCAGCUCGACGUCAGCAACAGCAGCAACAGCAGCAACAGCAGCCAGAACAUCACUAAAACCCAAAAUGUUUCGGAAAAAAGCAUCUUCCUCCUUGAGAAUGAGAAGAAAAACAGAAAGCGCUAAAUGGAGUAUCGACCGUGGGCGGAGCUUGUCCUUCCAUGAGGUGCAUGGCCAGCGGGAGGCAGAGAUGAGGGCCGCGGCCGAGGAGUCGUCCAACAGCAACAACAGCGUCGGAGGUGGAGGCAGCACCGUCCUGCAGCGCCUCCUACAGGAGCAGAUGAACCGGAACUACGUGCUGCAACAGCAGCAACAACAACAACAACAACAACAACAACCAGGAGGUGGAGGAGUUUACCCGGGACAGGGACAGGUGGGCCCCUCUGAUGAUCACUCUAUGACCCCCCACAUUGCCCGUCAGGAGCCCCAGGGACAAGAGCUGCAGACGGACAACGGCCUGGAGAAGCUGGGCUCUGCCAGGGUAGGAGGGGGCGGGAGCAGUGGAGGGGGAGGAUGUUUAGGGCCUGGAAGUGGGGGAGCAGGAGGAGGCAGCAUCGGAGGUGGUGGGCAGUGCCCGAACCCCGAGGACCUCCCUACGUACGAAGAAGCCAAAGUGCAGUCACAGUACUUCCGUGGCCACGGUCCUCCUCCUCCUCAGCAGCAGAACAAUCAGCCUCCUCACCCCGCCUCGGUGGGCACCGCCUUCUACGUCACCGGAAUGAACAGCGCCAAGGUGCGCACCGAGGGUCGCCCCACGGUGCAGCGGGUGAGCGGCACGGGGAGGGUGCACCAGGACGACGGGCUGAAGGAUCUGAAGCAAGGACACGUUCGGUCUCUCAGCGAGCGGCUCAUGCAGCUCUCGCUGGCCACCAGCGGCGUGAAGGCCCACGCUCCCGUCACCAGCAUCCCGCUCUCUCCCCAGCUGCCCCCGCCGGGGCCACCGGGCGACUACUACAAGCCGCAGCACCGCGGCCCGCCUCCGGACUACCCCUUCAAAGGAAUGGGCUCUCCCACCAAGCAGCAGGAUCCUGGAGGCCAUUUUUACCAGGAGCAGAGAGGGAGGGAGCACUCGAGGGAGGUGCUCCAAGUCCGAUACCAGCCCCCACCUGAGUAUGGCUCAUUCAGGUCCAGUAAGGAUGGUUCCGUUCACAUCCAGAGACCCCUCCAUCAGCACAGUCCCACCUCCUCCGUCACCUCUGUGGGCUCCUUGUCCCGCACGCAGUCCUCCACCCUGAGCAGCAUGCUCAGUGCCUCCCACUCCUCCCAUCCCUCCUUCCCUCACCAGCACCCCCAGAUCCAGGGAGAGCCCUUCCUCAGCUGGCCCCGCAGUCAGCAGGGUCCCGGCGGCUCCCACCAAGCAGGCGAGCACUUCGCCCUGGGGCCCGUUCACCCGCCGCAACAGAGAAGUCACGGUUUCCCUCAAGACCCCUACGGCUCCACCCCGAGGAUGCACCCUCAUCAGCACCAUCAGUAUCAACAGCAUCAACAGCAGCAGCAACAGCAGCAGCAGCAGCAACAGCAGCAGUUCCAAGGACCUCCACCUCCCCAGCCCCAGCCCCAGCCCCAGCCGCCGGUCCAGGCUGGACACUUCCCCCACCCGCACUCCUUCUCCCACCUGCAGGGGGAGCCUUUCGCUAUGAUGGUGCGCGCCCAGCAGAUGGCGGAUAUGCUGACGGAGGACAACAGGAUGCUGAGGCAGGAGAUGGAGGCCUGCCGGGAGAAAGUCACCAAGUUGCAUAAGUUGGAAACAGAGAUCCAGCUGGUGUCGGAGGCUUAUGAAAACCUGGCCAAGUCCUCCUCCAAGAGGGAGGCCCUGGAGAAAACCAUGAGGAACAAGCUGGAGCUGGAGGUGCGCCGGCUGCACGACUUCAACAGGGACCUCCGAGAGCGCAUGGAGACGGCCAAUAAACAGCUCGCUGUUAAAGAGUGUGAGGGGUCGGAGGACAACCGCAAAACCAUCUCCCAGCUGCUCACACAGAGCAAAGAGACGGUCCGUGAGAAGGAGAAGCUGGAGAUGGAGCUGAACGCGGUGCGCUUCACCACCGAGGACCAGAGGAGACACAUCGAGAUCAGAGACCAGGCGCUCAACAACGCCCAGGCCAAAGUGGUGAAGCUGGAGGAGGAGCUGAAGAAGAAGCAGGUGUACGUGGAGAAAGUGGAGAGGAUGCAGCAGGCUCUGGCUCAGCUGCAGGCGGCCUGUGAGAAGAGAGAACAGCUGGAGCAUCGACUCCGUACGAGACUGGAGAGAGAGCUGGAGUCGCUGCGCAUGCAGCAGCGCCAGGGAGGCGCUCAGAGCAGCGGUGCGGUCCCGUCGGAGUACAACGCCACGGCGCUGAUGGAGCACCUGAGGGAGAAGGAGGAGCGGAUCCUGGCUCUGGAGGCCGACAUGACCAAGUGGGAGCAGAAGUACCUGGAGGAGAGCGUGAUGAGGCAGUUUGCCCUGGACGCAGCCGCCUCCGUUGCCUUUCAGAGGGAUACGUCUACAUUGAUGAUCAGCCAUUCUCCCAGCAGCAGCUAUGACACGUCUGUGGAGGCUCGAAUCCAGAAAGAAGAAGAGGAGAUUCUCAUGGCCAAUCGGCGCUGUCUGGACAUGGAAAGCAGGAUAAAGAAUCUCCACGCCCAGAUCAUAGAGAAAGACGCUAUGAUCAAGGUGCUCCACCAGCGCUCCAGGAAGGAGCCCAUCAAGUCCGACGCGCAGUCCGCCAUGAGGCCCUCCAAGUCCCUGAUGUCCAUUUCCAACACCGGCUCCGGUGGUUCGGGUCUGCUCUCUCACAGCCUGGGCCUCAGCAGCUCGCCCAUCACCGAAGAACGCAAGGACACCAGCUGGAAGGGCAGCUUGGGGCUUCUGCUGGGUUCCGAGUUUCGUACGGAGUCUCUCAGGACGGAGUCCAUCUCGUCGUCGCCCUCGCCAGUGCUUCCUUCCACCCCGAUGACCGCGGGCCACUCGAAGACGGGCAGCAGGGACAGCUGCACGCAGACCGAGAAGGGACAGAGUCAGGACACCAGCAAGCCCAGCACCCCUGCCCUGCAGAGCAUGACGCUGCCCGCUCGCCUGUCCAGCCCCAGUCCGGUCUACAUCCCGGACCGCUUAGCAGAUGUGCCGGGGUUCCACAGCAGCACCCUCGAGCGGAGGCUCCCCGUCCAGUCCCACUCACAGCAACAGGCCCCGCCCACCCAACCGGAAGGGGACAACGACAUGGUGGAGAUCCUCAUCUGACCCCGUGACCUCUGGAAAAAAAACAUCAUCCGAACGAGUGAUCGGAGGGUCCGUCAGACAGACACAGCGGCUCUUCCUCCGAACCUGCACCAGGAAGGUUUGGAGGAUGUUUGAUUGACCACCAAGAGACCUUUUCUUACUCUCGUUUACAUUCAAACACUACCAGCCUGGCGUUUCCAUCAAUCCCUCACUGAAUCGCUGUUUAUCAUCAUUUUAGGAAAACCCAGUAAUCGGAAGCAAAAAGCAGAAGUGCUCAUCCCCCCCUCCCCUUCCUGUCUCAUCUCAGCUUUUGCAGUUUUCCUAUAAUGCAUGUGUUGAUAUGAAGCGGUGACUGGAACUUAAAAAAGCUCAUUGCCUCAUAUUUAUGUCUCUGAUGCAACAGAAGCCUUCAGUCACAGUGAUGGAUUCAACUGUUUGAGGUUGAAUGGAAGUUAAUCAUUCAAAAGGUUAGACAAAAUCUUUCUUUAAUUCUUAAAUAAUUAUGGCCCGAGCAGCGACGACGUCGGGCAGCAAGGACUCUGUUGAACUGUAGGAACUCUUCUUUUUCUUUUUCUUACCUCAAAUGAAUCACAUUUGUUGAGGACCUUAACAUGCUCAAAAAGUUGUUAAACUUUGCACACUUAUCAGACGCGGUGAACAAUGUUAUUAUUUUAAUGGUC